Messenger RNA from Contarinia nasturtii (swede midge), 3080 nucleotides. RefSeq lists its product as uncharacterized. Lineage: Eukaryota; Metazoa; Arthropoda; Insecta; Diptera; Cecidomyiidae. The coding region runs from base 161 to 2839 and encodes 892 amino acids. The record is from RefSeq and is a predicted model, not a curated record. The transcript is spliced from 13 exons.
AUUUGCCAGCGCGCUUAUAAAGAGUUUGUUGUAGCUUUUUGGUAAUUCACAUUUGAAUUUGAAGAAAAAUUGCCACUUUCAAUUUCAUUUGCGCUCUUUAGUUCUUCAUCAGAUAUCGCUGCUGAUUAACCAGAAUCAAUUACUCAUCAGUGGGUGAGCAAUGUCGUUCGAGGUGUUGCGUCAUUUGACGUGCAUUGGGCUUGUGCUUGCCAUUCACUUGCAGUUUGUACAUAGCCAAGAAAAUGCACAGACUCGGAUACCAAAUUCUCUUGCUGAAUGUUAUGAAAAUGCGGAAAUCUAUGAAAGAGACAAUCGUCUACCAGCCACAAUUGACACACUCAUUGAAUUAAUUCGAAAGAUUGAAGAUUCUCCCGACUAUACUCAAGAUAUACGACAAGUUUCUGUGGCGCUUCUGCAUCGUUUUCGUAUGGAUGGCAUUAAACGUGCUUCACGUAAUUAUCAUCCGUCUGUUUUACCAUUUAGUCCAUCCGAAUAUCAGUUUUCCAAGCAUCGUUUGCUUUUAUCGCGUUUAAUACCAGGCAAUGCUCAAAAUUUUCCAAAUAAUACGCUAUCGGUGGUUGAACGGUGCACCUUACAUUUCCUUUUAUCAAGUUCCAUCGAGACUCAAGUGAGAGGUGAUGAGUCAACGAGAUGUGGACAACUUGCACAGUUUCGAUCAUCAAGAAUAUUUGAAUCGUAUGAGCUGUCGCGCAGAAAACGUUAUAGCUCAAUUCCGAGAAGCAAUUAUCUGUGCGAUAUUGAAAUGACUGAUGAGAAUGAUCAAGGACGCUGUCGAAGGCAAAGUUAUCGAAGACAACAUCGCAUCAAAACAACAACACAAAAAGUAUAUGAAAAUGAUGACGGCGAUGAAGGCGAUUAUGAGGAUGACUAUGGGGAACACGAAACCCCAUUCGACGAAAAACCAUCAAUCCGGGAUUUAAUUGAUGUAGCCAGUAAUGCGAUCAGCCAAUGUCCUGUGGAAAAUGGUGUUGUUAGAACUACAUGGGGCGCUGUAGCUGCUGGACCUCUGAUCGCUGGAAUCGCGGCUGGUAUGGUUCAGCAAAAUGUAGCGACAAGAGAACUGUUAUUACUUACGCGAAACUAUGCUCACCGACAUCGUCACCAGCAACAGAUUCAAUUAAGUGUAGACAACCGAUGGGCUGCAACUUUGUCUGGAGAUUUAUCUGAAGUGACUUUGCUACAAGCUCCAAUUGCAAGUCGACGUGACAUCAGUGUGGGUGCUUCAGGCGCGUGGAAUUCUACAACUGUUCCACACUGGUAUUUCUUAACACAACGUGAACGUCUUGAAAUGACUGAUGCAGAAAUUCGCGGUGGUAUAGACGGUUUGGUGUUGGGCUUACAUAUAGCUGAAUGGCGAAGACAAACUUCCCAAUUGAAGUUGAGUCAACUUUUGGAUAUGUACUAUUCAAUGCGUGGAGUUUUUUCAUCCAGUUUUCGAUCAUGCAACCGACGUGAAUUGUUCAAAAAUUAUGUCCAACGAAAUCAGUUACAAAGUCAAACGAUUGCUUUCAGCAGUGUAUUGGAUCCUGAAAUGCAACUGGAGGUUACAUUAAGUAACGAAAGUAUUAAAAGUUUCUCAACAUCAUCAACCGAAGCUUUGAUAUCCUAUGUGGAAAAAGGAUUGAAUGAUGUUGUUUGUGAUGCUUCGUCGGCAUUAAAUCCAACACCAGAGACAAAAACGGCAUCCGAUAUACACAUUUUCAUUGAUUUCAAUUGGCAAUUUGUGGAAGUUCAGCCAGCAAUCGCUGCACUUUUGACAAAUCUCGAUGUAAAUCGAUUUGGAACGCGAUUCACAUUGUAUAAUGCAAAUGACGGUUCAGCUAUAAUAAAUACAACAAAUAGCCUCACUAGCUUCUUUGAGUUGUGGAAUCAAACAAGUCAUCAAACACAACCGACCGGACUUAAUUUGGCGGCAAUUAUCAAGGAGCUUCGUUCAAUUGGCAAAACAAUACUAAAUGAAGAAAAUAGUUUAUCAAAAGCUGGUGGACGUUCAUUUGUGGCUCUGAUUGUACCUCAAUUAUCUCCGGUGAAUGAAGGCGAUAGUAAUUAUGUUGUCGAACAAUUGGUGAAUCUACGUGAAGUUCUACCAGAUUUGACAUUAUUAUUUUGGGCGGGCGGUGCGCCUGGACGCUUUGCUCGAUAUGUUGUCGAUCAACAACGAGACCUCUUUCAACUGAUGGCAUUUAGCUCUAGUGGUGGCGAUAGCAGUGCACAAAUCUAUUCGUACACCUUACCGGUUAUUCAACGAAUUCAAUCUGUGCCAAGGAAAGUAGCAAAUCCACGUUGCACAACCGAUGGAUGGACCUGGUCGCAAAAUGAUUGGGGCACCAACGCUCUCGAUCAGUAUGUGGAACCAUCCGGUGUGAAUUUCUAUCGAUUGCUUCCAAACUAUUUUUACCAGUCGGGCGGUGUUGUUCGUGUUCAAAGUAGAUAUCAAUCACAAAUCAUUGUUUGCACUUCUCGAUAUCAAGAACAUCCAAGAUUCAGCAAUUCAUCGCAGCCCAAUGAGAAUGUUGAUUGCAAACAAUUGCCAUCAAAUGACCACUACGAUUACUAUCUUUCAAAUGCGUGUGAUGGGCAUUAUUUGAUUCAAACGUGUCCACCCCUUUAUAUUUCCGUUCAGGCUGCACCGACCUCUCAAAAUAGCUACCAAUGCACCGAGGAGGGUUGCAGAUACCCAGAUGAAAUCAAAUACAGUAUUAGCCUUGAAAAUCUGGGAUGCUAUAGCAGUACAUCAAAAGUGUUAUGCAAUUUGUUCGUAAUGUUGUUCAGUAUUUCAAUUCCCAUUUUGAUUCCGAAAUUUAAAUUAUUAUUUUAAUCAAUGUCGUUUUAAGCUCAUAACCGAUUUCACAAAAGGGUCACCAUAGUUUUUACUAUACAUUUUUUAAACUAUUUUUUUAUAAAACAUUGAAAGAUGCUUUCGAAAAUGGAUUUUUACAGAAAUUCACAUUGGUGAAAUACAGAACUAAUUAUAUUUAGUAUUUUCUUUGGUUAACAAUAAAUAAGCACUGUGUGAAGUUUCAAGUUGAAGUUUCACAACAAGUUCCAUUUCUAUCGUA